GUCUCGCUCACAGCUGGUGAUAGGCUGUGUGUUGUGUGAUAUCUGGCCUCUUUGUUCAUUGCGGAAUGACCUGACCGGCUCGUCAUUCUUAUUCUAUUAGCGCCUGGCCUUACCUACUACUACUUACAUAGUAGACAUACACAACCGUGCAUCGGUCAUCAUUUCUUUACAGCUUUUCUAUAUACUCCCACUGCCAGCCAUACUCACCAAACCCACCAUCUCAAACCAAAUCGACCCAAUCUCCCUAGAAUAUGGGCAUAUUCAGCUGGCUCUGCUGCAUCCCAUCCAGCCCAUCCCCUCCCCCGCUCUCAGCCUCGCCCCAGCCUCGUCCCCAUUCCACCACCACCACAGCAAGCAAUGCCCCCAACACAGAAACAGGCUACACGUCCCCCACCGGCCUCCCAGCCUACACGCCCCGCCCCGUCAGCAUCCACGAAAAGACACUAGAGCUACACAUGCGCGAUCCCCCGAUCUCAUCCACCUCGGCACCCGACCAGCACCAGCACAGCUACCCCGACGAAAAAGCCCCCUACCGCUACUCCAUCGACCACCCCGCCCCCGGCAACCGCCCCGAGGAUCUCUCCUCCGACGUCUCCUCCGCUAUCUCCUUCACCAGCAGCUACGGGAACACCUCCACCGCGACGAGGGACACGCCCCCGCCGCCGUACUCGCCCCGAGACGGAUCCCCCGUGCCGAGUCGCUCGCAGUCGGUUUCUUCGGGCUCGGGGCCGGGGCCGGGAAUGGUGUCGAUGGGGUGGGCUGUAGGUACUGGUACUGGGAGUGGUGGGGGUGGACCGGCGCAGAUUAUGCAGAUUGCGCAGCCGAGACCGGUCUUUCAGAGGCAGGAGACGCUGGUGAGGAGCUUGGUGGCUAGGAGGAGUGUGGAGGAGCAGGUGGACAGGAGGAGGUCGUGUGAGGGGAGGGGGUAUUAGCUCUCCUGCUUUCUUUUUCUUUUCGUAUCUCAUAUCUUUGGCUGUUUGGGUGCGAUGUGGUUGGAUAUACUAAUGAUUAUGAGGGAUGGGUCAUGGUGGAUUAAUGUAGCAUGGGAUUCG
Aspergillus steynii IBT 23096 is the source of this 1052-nucleotide messenger RNA. RefSeq lists its product as uncharacterized. Bases 252 to 932 code for a protein of 226 amino acids. Lineage: Eukaryota; Fungi; Ascomycota; Eurotiomycetes; Eurotiales; Aspergillaceae. The record is from RefSeq and is a predicted model, not a curated record. The transcript has a single exon.